This is a messenger RNA of Triplophysa dalaica, 3589 nucleotides long. RefSeq names its product acetylcholinesterase (gene ache). Gene Ontology annotation, molecular function: acetylcholinesterase activity. The transcript has 5 exons. Gene Ontology annotation, biological process: choline metabolic process; acetylcholine catabolic process. The coding region runs from base 360 to 2261 and encodes 633 amino acids. NCBI's taxonomy places the organism in Eukaryota, Metazoa, Chordata, Actinopteri, Cypriniformes, Nemacheilidae. Gene Ontology annotation, cellular component: plasma membrane. The record is from RefSeq and is a predicted model, not a curated record.
UCCCCCUAUCGACACAGUACAGCAGCACGUAUCACAACACGGAUCUGUCUUUGCCUAGUUCUGUCAGGGGUUGGAUCAAGCGUUGAAACCAGACUGACGAGACUACCAUUCACUUCUCGAUACAUCCCUAGUCUCGGUGCUUUGUUUAUCGGCCCGCUGCACGGCACCAAAAUCCGGCUGUCUUCGUUGAAGGACAAGGAGAAGAGGGGAAGAGUCCGGGGGAGCGGCACUGAAGCAAAGCCGGCUGGGGAACGGGAAUCGCCAGGUACUGGAUUCGGUGUGGAAUCACUCGGAUAAUAAUUCUGAGCUGAGCACACAGUGAGAGCAAAACUACCCUAAAAAAAAAAGGAAAAGAUAUCAUGAAGACUUCAGACUUUUUUUUACUGCCCUCUGUGCUCCUCACGUUCCUUUUCCACUGCUGUCUUGCACAAAGCGACUCUGACCUCACUGUGACAACAAGGUUGGGCCGUGUGCAAGGUGUACGCUUGCCUGUUCCAGACCGGAAUCAUGUGGUCGCUUUCCUGGGCAUCCCAUAUGUUGAGCCUCCACUUGGGAAGAGACGUUUCAGGCCAGCAGAGCCCAAAAAGCCAUGGAAUGGUGUUUUGGAGGCAAGAGACUACCCAAAUGCCUGUUAUCAGUCUGUAGACACCUCUCACCCAGGCUUUCCGGGCAUUGAGAUGUGGAACCCCAACAGAAUGAUGAGCGAGGACUGCCUUUACCUUAACGUGUGGGUGCCUUCUUCCCCUAGGCCACAAAAUCUCACAGUGAUGGUUUGGAUAUACGGUGGUGGCUUCUACAGUGGUUCCUCUUCUCUUGAUGUGUAUGAUGGCCGUUACUUGGCAUACUCUGAAAAAGUAGUGGUUGUAUCGAUGAACUACCGUGUCGCUGCUUUUGGAUUCCUUACACUAAAUGGUUCGUCAGAGGCACCGGGAAAUGUUGGUCUCCUUGACCAGAGGAUGGCCCUCCAGUGGGUACAAGAUAACAUUCACUUUUUUGGAGGUAACCCAAAACAGGUCACCAUUUUUGGAGAAAGUGCUGGCGGAGCCUCAGUGGGCAUGCAUCUUCUGUCACCGGACAGUCGGCCUUUAUUCACACGUGCCAUAAUGCAGAGUGGUGUUCCUAACGCACCCUGGGCUACCGUUAACUUUGAUGAGGCCCGCAGGAGGGCCACCAUGCUGGGCAAGCUCGUUGGCUGCGGUGAGGGUAAUGACACUGAGCUGAUCGACUGCCUGAGGAACAAGAAUCCAAAAGAACUCAUUGAUCAAGAAUGGCAAGUACUCCCCUAUAGCAGCCUGUUCCGCUUCUCCUUUGUACCUGUCAUAGAUGGGGUGUUCUUCCCUGAUGACCCCGAAGCCAUGCUCAGCUCAGGGAACUUCAAAUACACUCAGGUCCUGAUGGGUGUGAAUCAGGACGAGGGAGCUUAUUUCUUAGUGUACGGUGCACCAGGGUUCAGCAAAGACAACGAGAGUUUGAUUUCACGAGAGGACUUCCUAGAAGGUGUGAAGAUGGGGGUUCCUCAUGCUAACGACAUUGGCUUGGAGGCAGUUGUACUUCAGUAUACGGACUGGAUGGAUGAAAACAACCCUCAAAAGAAUCGUGAUGCCAUGGAUGAUAUUGUAGGAGAUCAUAAUGUUAUCUGUCCUCUACAGACUUUUGCAAAGAUGUAUGCCCAGCACACUAGUCUCCAUAUCCAGCCAGGAGCACUACCAGGGUCACUGGGCUGGGGAAACUCUGGACCAACAGGCUACAACAGUGGGAACUCUCAUGGGGGUGUGUAUCUUUACCUGUUUGACCAUCGAGCCUCAAACUUGGCCUGGCCUGAGUGGAUGGGUGUAAUGCAUGGGUAUGAGAUUGAGUUCGUGUUUGGCCUACCUUUAGAGAAAAGGCUGAAUUACACCACUGAAGAAGAGAAACUUAGCCGACGUAUGAUGAGAUACUGGGCCAAUUUCGCACGCACUGGUAAUCCUAACAUGAACACUGACGGCACCAUAGACAGUAGGAAGAGGUGGCCUCAGUUUACAGCGUCUGAGCAAAAGCAUGUGGGCUUGAACACAGAGCCAAUGAAGGUGCACAAGGGUCUGAGAACACAGACUUGUGCUCUGUGGAACCGCUUCCUUCCUCGACUGCUUAACAUCACAGACAACAUUGAUGAUGUUGAACAACAAUGGAAAGUGGAAUUCCACCGUUGGAGCUCUUACAUGAUGCACUGGAAGAGCCAGUUCGACCAUUACAGCAAGCAAGAGCGCUGUACAGACCUCUAGAUCAAUCUGACAUAAAUGUUAAAGCGCAGAUCAAAGAAAGCGAAGACUGAUGACCAUAUUUCUUAAUAAUUUCUUUUCAGAAUGGCAAUGGUUGCCAAACUCAAAGAAACCUUUCCAUUCAUUAAUAUCUCUAAGCAUGAUAAUGAAUUGUGAAUGUUGCAUUUUCAGGUUCAGUUAUUUUGCUGUAGAUUGUUGUUCUUAUCACAAUUAUAAGUUGUGUAUAAACAAUACACACACACACAAGCUGCUAUGAGAGAUUAUUAAGCGCUAUGGUCAUCAAAUAUAGAAAAAUUGUUAUAUAUGCGUUAUUACCUCUGACAAGUGAGUGUGCACGUUUGUCUUUUUCCACUGGAACCUGGAAACCUUUAUUCACUCUGGUCCUCAGGACUUUUUAAAGGUUUUCUUUUUUUGUCCUAUCCUCUAAUAGACUGCUUCACCAUGUGUUCAUCUACCCACAUCCAUUACGCUUUUUCUGUGCCCCUUUGUCCUGGUUAUUGUGUGAACUUUUAUUGUGUGUGUCUGCCGUCUCUGCUUUCUGACAGUGGGCUAACUCAAUAUACGAAUACUUCAUGCAGGAAUCAGGAUCUAAUUCAUGUAUGCUGGCCAAGCGUACUGACUCGUGUCUGUGUGUGUGUGUGUGUGUGUGUGUGUGUGUUUAAAUGUACUUAAAUGUUUGAUCACACAUUGCAUGCAUUCUAAUGCCUAAAGCAUGACUAUUUGUGUGUCUGUGAGAGAGUGAGAGAGAAUGUUUACCUUACACCCACUACUUAAAAUAAGCCAGUAUAUGUGUCUACAUAUAGAAAACCACUCGUGAAUAACACCUCACCUUUGUUUAGACUUCAUAUGGGAAUUUUAUGUUGGAAUUUGAUAUUAGAAAGAAAUAGAGGGCUCGGUGAGUAUGACUAAUGCUGUCUGUGUGCCCAAAGGGUAAAUUGAUUUUUUCCCUUCGCUGUCUCCCUCUCUUGAUGGGAAAGGAUUCUCAUUACGAUAAUGGAUGGAGAGUAAUUUACUUAGUGCUCAUUUAAAAAAAUGACAGCCUGCUGUGUCAGCCAUCUCUCCGGCCCCACCUUCACCCCCUUUGAUGCAGAGGGAGGACGAUGUAGGAAAACACAGGCACAGGGAAGAUGUGAAGGGAAGCAUACAGGGUUAGAAAAGCCACUCGUUUCACAUAUUUAUUGUAUUAUUUGUGUCUUUUUCUAUUUAAGUUAUUUGCAUGUUUGCAUCAAUUAUCCAAAAUCAUGUGAAGUGUUUUUAGUCUGCUUAUCAGAUAUUUUUUUUGUUUGUAUUUAUUACGUUUGUUGAGCUGCAUAUAAAGUAUUUCCAUUUUG